AGCCCGCUCCUCCAAGCUGGAGGGGCGGUGCGAUGAGGCAGCUUCGGGGCUGGAGGUCAGCACGGCGGGUGGCGCCGCACCCCUGAGGAGCCCGGUCCACACGGAAGAGCGGGGCUUUCCACCGCCGCCGCCGCCUUCGGACCUCUCCCGGGAUACUUCACAUUUCCCUAGGGACAGGAGCCCGAGGGGUCCGCUCGGCCCUCCUCCUCUUCAGCUUGCGCUGCGAGCUAAAGAGCUAGGCGUGGCGGGCUGGGCCGACACCCCGCUGUAGGACUGUAACCCUUAGUCCCAAUGCCUCCGUAAGCGGAGUUGAGUGGGUGCAGGUGGUUGGAGCUGUGGAGGUGUCCCCGGUGGCGAGCGCGGCCAGAACUGCGGUCACUUAAGUUUUCCGUGUGCGCGUUUCAAGGAGCAUGCGUGCGUCUGGUGUAAUUUGGCCUGCUGAGAUUCUGCCUUAGCAAGAAAGGAGCGGGAAAUACUCUUGGAAAGAAAACUAAAACAGUAAGAAAGCCAAAACUUAUUUUUACAUGGUUGUCAGCACAUUUACCGAUAUGGACACUUUUCCCAAUAAUUUUCCUCCUGGUGGAGACAGCGGAUUGACAAGUUCUCAGUCAGAGUUCCAGAAAAUGUUAAUUGAUGAAAGGUUACGAUGUGAGCAUCAUAAAGCUAAUUAUCAGACUCUGAAGGCUGAACACACAAGGUUGCAUAAUGAAUAUGUAAAGUUACAAAAUGAACUCAAGCACCUGUGUAAUGAAAAGCAAACUCAGCAGGAAAAACUUCAGCUGCUGCUUGAAGAGCUAAGAGGAGAAUUAGUAGAGAAAACUAAAGACUUAGAAGAAAUGAAACUGCAGAUAUUAACUCCACAAAAAUUGGAAUUGCUAAGAGCCCAAAUACAGCAAGAAUUAGAAACUCCAAUGAGAGAACGUUUUCGGAAUCUAGAUGAAGAGGUGGAAAAGUAUAGAGCUGUAUAUAAUAAGCUUCGCUAUGAACAUACAUUUCUCAAGUCAGAAUUUGAACACCAGAAGGAAGAGUAUGCACGUAUUUUAGACGAAGGAAGAAUAAAAUAUGAAUCAGAAAUUGCAAGACUGGAGGAAGAUAAAGAAGAACUACGUAACCAGCUGCUUAAUGUUGAUCUCACAAGAGACAGCAAACGAGUGGAACAACUUGCUCGAGAAAAAGUCUAUUUGUGUCAAAAAUUAAAAGGUUUAGAGGCUGAAGUAGCAGAAUUAAGGGCUGAAAAGGAGAAUUCUGAUGCUCAGGUGGAAAAUGCCCAAAGAAUACAGGUGCGGCAGUUGGCUGAGAUGCAGGCUACAGUCAGAUCCCUGGAGGCUGAAAAACAAUCAGCUAAUUUACGGGCAGAACGCUUGGAAAAAGAGCUACAAUCAAGCAGUGAACAAAAUGCGUUUUUAAUUAAUAAAUUGCAUAAAGCUGAACGAGAAAUAAGUACAUUGUCCAGUAACGUGAAAGAACUUAAACAUUCAAACAAACUGGAAAUAACAGACAUCAAACUGGAGACAGCAAGGGCUAAGAGUGAGCUAGAAAGAGAAAGGAAUAAGAUUCAAAGUGAACUGGAUGGAUUACAGUCAGACAAUGAAAUUCUCAAAGCAGCUAUUGAACACCACAAAGUGCUCUUAGUAGAAAAGGAUCGUGAAUUAAUACGUAAAGUACAAGCUGCCAAAGAAGAAGGUUAUCAAAAACUUGUGGUAUUACAAGAUGAAAAGUUAGAACUCGAGAACAGAUUAGCAGAUUUGGAGAAAAUGAAAGUAGAACAUGAUGUCUGGAGGCAAUCUGAAAAGGAUCAGUAUGAGGAGAAAUUGCGGGCUUCACAGAUGGCAGAAGAGAUCACCAGGAAGGAGCUUCAGAGUGUUAGGUUAAAACUUCAACAACAAAUUGUGACUAUUGAAAAUGCAGAGAAGGAAAAAAAUGAAAAUUCUGACCUAAAACAGCAAAUCAGUAGUUUGCAGAUCCAAGUGACCUCACUUGCACAGUCAGAGAAUGACUUGCUGAAUUCAAACCAAAUGCUGAAGGAAAUGGUGGAGAGAUUAAAACAAGAAUGCCGAAAUUUUAGAAGCCAAGCUGAAAAAGCGCAGCUAGAAGCUGAAAAGACAUUGGAAGAGAAACAGAUACAGUGGUUGGAAGAAAAGCACAAGCUUCAUGAGCGUAUCACAGACAGAGAAGAAAAGUAUAAUCAAGCUAAGGAGAAACUUCAGCGAGCUGCAAUUGCCCAGAAAAAGAGAAAAUCUCUCCAUGAAAACAAAUUGAAAAGACUACAACAGAAAGUAGAAGUCUUGGAGGCAAAGAAAGAAGAAUUAGAAACAGAAAAUCAGGUGUUAAAUAGACAAAAUGUUCCUUUUGAAGACUAUACAAGGCUUCAAAAAAGACUAAAAGAUAUACAGAGAAGACAUAAUGAAUUUCGAAGUCUAAUUUUGGUCCCUAACAUGCCUCCAACGGCAUCUAUCAAUCCUGUUAGCUUUCAGUCAUCAGCCAUGGUUCCAAGCAUGGAACUACCAUUUCCUCCUCAUAUGCAGGAGGAACAACAUCAAAAGGAACUCUCCCUACUUCGCAAAAGACUAGAAGAACUGGAAACAACACAAAGAAAACAACUAGAGGAACUUGGAUCUUCUGGAGAAUGAUGUUCUUGGAGAACAGGCAGAUCAAAAGAGAGCCCUGGUGUCUUGGAAGGGGAAGUUACCUGGCGGUCACGGAGCUACUGUCACCCACUAAACGUCUGUGGGGUAGGAAGGAGGACUAGGGCCGUCGGUGUCCAAGACCCUCUUGAGCACCUGGUGGAGGGACAUCAGACCCCUGCACCAGCUGGAAUUAUUCCACUGAAAGUGAAAGUAUCGCCGACUGGCUGGAUGCCACUUCCUCCUGGCGAGCCGAGCCGCCCCCUCACCACCCAGAGUGCUCGAGAUGCUCUUGAAUCAGCACUGUGAAAUCUUGACCCAGAAUGCUUUGCUCAAGGAGGCCGUUUGGGCUCGCAGCCCAGAUUUUCUGAACAUCUCACCCCUCUAAUGCCCAAGAGCAGCCCUUCAAAACUCAGAGUUAAGAAUCACAAGAUCCAGUAGAAAGAGCUGGAAAGGGAUUUAAAGGUAACGCCCACACACGCCCAUCAUCUGGUGGAUUGAAAACAGAUGCCCAGAUGGAACGAGCCAUGCCUAGGGACACACAGCUGACUGGGGCUGAGAGGAUUCCAGAGCCCAGACCUAUUGCUUCUAACCAAGACCCCUAGUCUGGUGCUCUCUCUGCUACCUCAGGGGCUUGCAAAAAUCAUGGAUUGCUGGGCUCCACUUCCGGAGCUUCUGAUCCAGUGAGACCGUGGUGGGGCAGGAGUUGGCCUUUGAAGACCAAGACCAGGGAACUGGGUGAGAGUCCUGGUGCCUCCAUCUAGCAGCUGUUGUGGCUAAAGCAAAGACAGUGGGAAACAAAAAAUAUUCGUCCCAGAAAUAACUGGCUCAACAUCUCCCCAAAGCCUCUGAUGAUUUAUACCAAGUAAACAGAAAAGAAGGCAGAUUUCAUUAAUCUUAAUAAAUGGGUAUUGCCUUAGGGAGAGGAAGGGGUUGGUGAGAAAUAAAAAAAAUGUUGUGCAUCUACUUGUAAGAUUGCAUUAAACAUUAAACUAA
Molecule: messenger RNA, 3620 nt
Organism: Rhinopithecus roxellana (golden snub-nosed monkey)
Lineage: Eukaryota; Metazoa; Chordata; Mammalia; Primates; Cercopithecidae
Gene: CEP83
Product: centrosomal protein 83
Exons: 17
Coding region: 525-2630 (701 amino acids)
Cellular component (GO): centrosome
Source: RefSeq, a predicted model, not a curated record